Molecule: messenger RNA, 4967 nt
Organism: Hyla sarda
Lineage: Eukaryota; Metazoa; Chordata; Amphibia; Anura; Hylidae
Gene: MYRF
Product: myelin regulatory factor
Exons: 27
Coding region: 344-3640 (1098 amino acids)
Biological process (GO): positive regulation of DNA-templated transcription; protein autoprocessing; central nervous system myelin maintenance
Cellular component (GO): nucleus; endoplasmic reticulum membrane
Molecular function (GO): DNA-binding transcription factor activity; sequence-specific DNA binding
Source: RefSeq, a predicted model, not a curated record
AUAGUUCUCAAGGUCCCAGAGAAAGCAGAGUCAUGCUGCAUGUCCUGCUACUUUAGUCUGUGUUGAGGACCAAAAAGUCUUGAAUAAGGAGAAGUCCUUCCCUUGAGACACAGGGUCCCAGCCCUGGGAGAAGAGUCACUGGACAGUUGAGGUCACUGCAUUGAGACUUCCCUAUCGAGGAGCAGAGCAGUCUAGUGUGACCUGUGUCACCUACUGUCAGCAGUCUCACACCUUUACUGAGAAGACCUGCUGCCUGGGUCUGGGCAAGGCUAAUGAUCUGUAGCUUCAUGGCAGCUUGGACUGUACACUCCUAGGACUGUGGGAUAACCUCUAGGACAGAGCCAUGGAAGUUGUGGAUGAGACUGAAGCUUUACAACGCUUCUUUGAAGGACACGAUAUCAGUGGCGCUCUGGAACCAUCAAUUGACACCAGUAUCCUAGAGGAAUACAUUAGUAAAGAGGAUUCUUCCGAAAUCUGUUUCCCGGACAUCCCCCCUUCCUCCAACUAUGCAAACCCUGGUCAGCCUUGCACCUCCAAUGGAGUCCAUGGUCCUGGGAUAAUUUCAAGUAUAAGUCAUGGUGGACCAGUCAACUCAGGUGGUGUCCUCCACAUGGGUCAGCAAAUGCCAGUGCGGCCUGGUAUGAGUGGCCCAUGUGGGGGGCCUCCUUUCCAAUCACAUCUCAACUGCAAUAACAACAAUGCAAUGGUCAAUCCCAAAGGAUAUCAGGGUCCCCCAAUGUGCAUGAGUGGACCAGAUCUACCCAUCAAAGCAGAACCUAAAACCAGCUAUGCUGCCGGCACUUUACCUGACUCUCCCCCAGACUCCGGAUCAGAGGCGUACUCCCCCCAGCAGCUGAAUGAUCCUCACAUGCUUCGCACUAUGACCCCAGAAAAUAUUUGUCACAUCACCCCACCUUCUCGCCUGGAGCACCCACCACCUUCUCACCUUCAGGGCCCGCCUCCUCCUCAUCCGGCACACCAGCAGCACUAUCCUAACAUGCAACGAGAUCUUUACCUGAAAGUGGAGUCCUUGAUGCCCCAGUACCCCCCGCUUGGACCUGGUCUCCCUCCCACAGUCCUCCAUCAUGCACAGCAAUCUCAGAUGCUUCAGCAGCUUCUCCAGCAGCAACAUGGAUCUGAGCUCCCCGUGCACCCUGCAAAGAAGAGGAAACACUCAGAUUCUCCUAAUCUGAGGGAUCAAGUACCCAAUGGAGGCAUGGUGAAACAGGAGCCGGGUCUUAUGAAUGAUAAUGACAGUCUGAAUGGCUCCUACCUGGACCCCAAUUACCAGUCCAUAAAAUGGCAGCCGCACCAACAGAAUAAGUGGGUCACCUUGUAUGACAGCAGCUACAAGGAACUCCCAAUGCCCACUUACAAGGUGGAUGCAGAUAAAGGGUUUAACUUCUCAGUGGGAGAUGAUGCUUUUGUAUGCCAAAAGAAAAACCAUUUUCAAGUGACCGUAUACAUCGGCAUGAUCGGAGAGCCUAAAUAUGUGAAAACCCCAGAAGGCAUCCUACCUAUUGAGUGCUUCUACUUAAAACUACACGGUGUGAAGCUGGAGGCCAUCAAUCAAAGCAUCAGUAUUGAGCAAUCCCAGUCUGAUCGCAGUAAGCGCCCUUUUCAUCCAGUCACACUCUCUGGUCUUCUCAGGUUGUCCCUUCCACCAGACCAGGUCACCAAAGUCACAGUUGGAAGACUCCAUUUCAGCGAGACUACUGCAAACAACAUGAGGAAAAAAGGCAAACCUAACCCAGACCAGAGGUAUUUUCUCUUAGUGGUGGCCCUCACAGUCCAGGCGCAGAAUCAAACAUAUUUUGUAGCAGCACAAGCAUCGGAACGCAUCAUUGUCCGGGCCUCUAAUCCUGGUCAGUUUGAGAGUGACAGUGAAGUGCUCUGGCAGCGUGGUCAACUUCCAGACACGGUUUUUCACCAUGGGCGAAUUGGCAUCAACACAGAGCGGCCAGAUGAAGCCUUAGUAGUUCAUGGGAAUGUCAAGAUCAUGGGCUCACUUUUGCAUCCUUCUGACAUCAGAGCCAAGGAGGACAUUGAAGAGGUCGAUACAACAGAGCAGUUGAAGCGGAUCUCUCAGAUGCGCCUUGUCCAGUAUCAUUAUAAGCCUGAAUUUGCCAGCACAGUAGGCCUGGAUGACACUGCAGAAACAGGAGUCAUAGCUCAGGAAGUACAAGAGAUUCUUCCAGAAGCAGUAAAAGAGACUGGGGAUGUGGUGUGUGCCAAUGGAGAAACUAUAGAGAGCUUCUUAGUUGUAAACAAGGAAAGGAUAUUUAUGGAGAAUGUCGGUGCCGUGAAAGAGCUCUGCAAGCUGACAGACAACUUAGAGACCCGGAUAGAUGAACUGGAGCGAUGGAGUAAGAAGCUGGCCAAACUCCGGAGACUCGACAGCAUGAAAAGCAGCAACAGUCACACCGGCAGUCAGUUUAGUCGCGCAGGGAGUAUCCCUCAUAAGCAACGUCCUUCCAAAGUCAUGGCCAAGACGGUUCCAGCCCCGUCUGACCAGAGCUGUGUCAGUCAACGUUUCCUUCAAGCAACCAUCAUUGCCCUAGUAAUUAUUAUGGCUUUCAGUGUUAUCUCUAUGACCACUCUUUACGUGUUGAAUCUGCGGAGUGAAGAUGAUAUCCUAGACAUGGAUGGUCCUCUCACUUCUUCUGGUACCUGCACUCUGACUUUGCUCAGACAGAUUCGGCUUACACUCCCUUAUGCUCUCUGCACGCGCUCAAGUCAGAACUUUGAAAGCACACAGCUGAGAAGUUCUACCCCGCCUCCACUACGGGCCACGGAUAGCACAGAUUGGAUACACAGUCAGAAUCCUUCCAUUGUGUUAGACCUGUGCUUGAAUCCUCCCUGCAAAGCUUUCUGUUGCUCUAGUCCUCAUACCUACCCCACUUCUCCAGCAGUUACGUUAGGGAAAACGGCUACACGCGUGGAAACAUCAAUAACAGACAAUGCUCCUGCUACAACUAUCAGAAAGGGUAAAUCCAGAGUCCUGGACAAGAGUAGAAACCAUCUCCAAACAGCAGCACGUCCUGUCAGUCCUCCACCUCAGUAUACCCAAGGAAAAAGCAAACACAGUCCUAACAGCCUACCAGGGCAGGACCUACGUGACAGGCGUAGUGUGGACGAGGAAGAAACAAUAUCAACCACAGUCUCUGAUGUUACCUAUGGAAAUGGAUCGCGUGCUUCUGUCUCUUCUGUUCGGCUCCUUGAGAGUGAUACCCUCAUCACCAAUCAGUUAUGUGCCUCCCCAGACACCUGCAGUGCAGGGAAUUACACAUAUUUACUCCCUCUUAAGAAGGACAGCUCUCUAACAGGCAAUUUCACAUUGGAGUUUAACUCCUCAUCUCCAGUCUCAGUGAAUUUUUGUGAAGCAACAGCGGGAAAAAGCUGCGAGACAUCUGUAACCAGGGGAUCUUCCGAAAAUCAGAGCUGCUCUAAGGUCGCAGGAGUCUGUGCCUCUCCAGCCCCAUCAACACAUCAUCUGUGGUCUCUACAGCUGUUUCCCUCCCAGGAUUUCUCAUUCCACCUGCGAGUGUCUCCUCCAGGUGCAUCAGGUUGCUAUGACGUUAAUGUGGAUUCUUCAGAAGUUACAGACUAUUAUUUCAGUUUUUACCGACUCUGCAAUUGAUACAUUCAAUGAUCAACUGGAAAACCCCGACUGUUUUUCCCUUUCAACUGGACACUCCCAUGUGUCCUCCCUUGCCCCCUCCUUCCCCAGACUGCAGGCAGCCACGGGGUAAUCCCACCCGUCACUGGAUGUGCAACACUGGAUCAAAUCAAGCAGCACUGGAUCCUAAUGGGACCAACUGGAAAUCAGAAGGCAUUCACACUGGAGACACAGGGAAUUAUCCCCAAGCAAGAUACAUGGAUUUUCUCUUGUUCAAUGAAGAGGAAAAAAAAUGGCUAGAGAUGGGUAAAGAUUCUUCUCCAUCCUAAUAAUUUUCUAUAUGUUUCAUUAUGAUUCUGUUACAACCCUUCCACCUAUUCUUGACCAUCCCAAUACCUAAUGGAAGUUGCCGGGACAGCGUUAUCAGUCCUGCAGCCCUUGUACCGGAGCAUUCUGAACUGUUAGAUGCUGCCACCAAGACAAGGACUGCACAAGCCACUACAAGUUACUGAAUACUGGAACAGGUUUUGUGUCUUAUUGUAUUUUAUGUGAAUUUUGUUUUUCUUUAUUUGUGUUUUGUAUUUAAUUCCCUAACCACAGAAGUGCACUUAAUCUUAACAUGGCAGUCGAGGACCAAAAUCUUGCCCUUUAAAAGGGGCAGCAAAAAAUGCCUGAUGGUGAGGCAGCACACCAAAGACUUUCCAAGCACCCAGCGUGUCUCUGCUGUCCAAAGAAAUGGAUCGAUGACUUAUAAAAAAAAAAAAAAAAAAAAGACCCAAAAACUGGUCUCCCCAUCCCAAAAGAAAAAAAAAUUGUUUUCUGCUCUUAAUAUUAAAAUCCUGUAAAUAUUUUUUCUUACAGUAAUUAAAACACUAAAUCACAAGAUAGCAUUUUAACCCUUUCAUUACAUGGCAUAUAUUGCACCUAAAGUACUGGAAGGGUUAAAAUCAAAUCUUUCGAGCUUAAAGCAUUUUUAAUAUUUUUUUUUUGUUUGUUUUAAGUGUCUGAUUUGUAUUUAUAUUUCUUCCUACGACAGCACUGUUCUCCCCUCCUCCCACCCUUUUCUAUGGGUCUGAAAAAAAAAAAUAUUGUCUACGUAUAAAUGCCACAAUAUAAAUAUAUGAAUAAUGCUUUGUACUCUGCCUGGUGUUGUGUGACUGUAGAAACACUGAAAUUAUGGGCAGACGCGUUUAAUAUAUGUAAUAAUAAAGUGUUUUAUUGUAACUGGUGAGCAAGUCACCAUGAGAAGAAUCUCCAUUGCAGAAAUGACAGUGCAACGACUGAGUGGACGCCGCCAUCCACGGCCAGUACUGGUCCCCAGACAGAGUGAAGUAAAAAAACACAAACA